ACCACAAAAAAACUCAAAACUGCUAAAUCAUAGACUACUAAAAUGACAGAUAAAUAUUGAAUUUAUUUCCGCGUUAUUCGGCGUAAAUAUUUGAAUUUUUAUUCAUAUAUUUACCGAAUUUUCUGAAAAUUCACUGGUGGAGACUUUUGUCUGAUUUGUAAGGUAUGGGAUUGAACGAUUACGUAAAUAUAGUAUUGGAUAAUCCCAUUUCAAAAUACGUCCUUUACGAAAAUCCUGUAUCGAAAAGUGUAAAAUAUAUCAUGACUGAAAAAAGUUUUGUACCAUCCUCAAAACAAAUUACAGUGAUAACUGAGAAAACUCCCUUGUGGAAACUAGCAAGGGAAAAUGGCUCUUUCUUAAGAUUAGCAGGUGUUAUGGGAGCUUCUGCGGUUGCUUUAGGUGCUUAUGGAGCUCACAGGAAGUAUCCAGAAGGGAAAGCAGAACUAUUGAAACCAGUAUUCGAAACGGCUAAUAGAAUGCACUUUUUUCAUUCCUUAGCAUUAAUGGGUGUUCCUAUGUGUAGAAAUCCCGCAGUGGCUGGAUCAUUGUUUCUGAUGGGAACUAUUCUGUUUUCUGGCCCUUGCUACUAUUAUGCUUUCACUGGAGAUAAUAAAUUAGGGAAAUUGGCACCUGUUGGAGGGACUAUUUUGAUUAUAGCGUGGCUUUCUUUAGCUUUUUAAACUUAAGUGAAAAAAUUCACGAUAAUUGAAUUUUUGUGAUAUUUUUUGUAACUGAUCGCCAUACACUCCUAAAAAUAUUUUUAUUUCUUAAUUUUUAUGUAUAGACAUAAUAUGGAAUGUACUUCACGUGGUGUUUUACUGAAUAAAGUAUCAGUUAGUCGAAUAAUUAUUUGACACCUAAGA
This is a messenger RNA of Harmonia axyridis, 863 nucleotides long. RefSeq names its product transmembrane protein 256 homolog. The coding region runs from base 165 to 680 and encodes 171 amino acids. The transcript is spliced from 3 exons. Lineage: Eukaryota; Metazoa; Arthropoda; Insecta; Coleoptera; Coccinellidae. The record is from RefSeq and is a predicted model, not a curated record.